GAAUCUGUGGUGAACCUAACUUGAACUGCUUUGACAGUUCAACGACCACUGCAUGCGUUUUACAACACAACUAUUGUCAGUCUGUGACCUGCACCACAAACAAGGAGGAGCAUUCAGCAGAGGACAGUGUGCUUUCCAGCAACUCUACAGCUGCUGAAGCUGAGAACCAGAUUCAGGUAUCCUGUGAUCAGCAUGAAGAUGCCUCAUCCCUCGUUUAUCACCUUAACUCUGCUGGCAAUGCAACUAUCGAGCACAUCAGGAGGAAAAAUUCUGGUGUUCCCAUUGGAUGGAAGCCACUGGAUAAAUAUGAAAGUGAUCAUAGAGGAACUGCAUGCCAGGGGCCACGAGAUCACCGUGCUUCGGCCCUCUGACAGCUGGUACAUCGAAGAAAAGUCCCCCCUCUACACCUCCAUAACUCUCUCCUGCCGUGGCGGAUUUAAGGAAAACUUUGACACUAAUUUAUCUCAACAGCUGGAGAUUCGGCUUCAGAUGAAGCCGGGGCAUUUUUGGUCCAACUUUUGGGCUCAGAUGCAAAUGCGGGGGGUGCUGCUAGACCAGUUCUUCCAGUUUCAUAAGGGAUUGGGUGAUGUAAUUACGCACGUUUUUGAAAAUGAAGAUCUGAUGCAGUCUUUGCAUGCAGACAAAUAUGACAUGGUCCUGACGGACCCUGGCAUUGGCGGCGGGGCGAUGCUGGCACGCAGACUCCAUCUUCCUCUGGUGUUUAAUGUCAGAUGGACCAUUCAGGGUGAAGCUCACUUCCUCAUUGCUCCCUCACCUCUCUCAUACAUUCCCUUUACUGCAACUCAGCUCACAGAUAAGAUGACUUUCCCUCAGAGGUUAAAGAACGUCUUGAGUUACUUUAUGGGGAUGUUUACACUGUCAUACAUCACAGAACCUGCCUACAAACCAAUUGUCCGGCGCUUCUUUGGCCCCGAUGUGGAUUACUCAACCUUUUUCCUCGACGCCGAUAUCUGGCUUAUGAGAAACGACUUUGUGUUUGAAUUCCCUCGUCCUACAGUGCCAAAUGUUGUCUACAUGGGAGGGUUUCAGUGCAAGCCCCCUAAACCCCUCCCUGCUGAUCUGGAGGAGUUUGUCCAGAGCUCUGGAGAGCAUGGGGUUGUCAUAAUGACUCUAGGAACAUUAAUGAGCAACUUGCCUCAGGGCAUCUCUGAAGAGAUAGCUGCAGCGUUUACUCAGCUGCCUCAGAAGGUCAUUUGGAGGUAUACAGGACAAAGACCAAACAACCUGGGCAACAACACGCUACUGGUCAAGUGGCUGCCACAAAAUGACCUCCUAGGUCAUCCCAAAACUCGAGCAUUCAUCACCCACGGAGGCACCAAUGGAGUUCAGGAGGCGAUCUACCACGGCGUUCCAGUUGUUGGACUUCCUUUGUUCUUCGAUCAGCCCGAUAAUCUAUCCAGGGUCAGGGCAAAGGGAGCAGCUGUGAUCGUAGAUAUCGCCAUGCUCGACAGGCAUAUAUUCAAAGAGGCUCUGAUGGCAGUUAUCUACAACUCCACCUAUGGCAAUACCAUGCGGACUCUCUCGAAGCUGCAUAAAGAUCAGCCAAUGAAACCUCUGGAUCAGGCUGUGUUUUGGAUCGAGUACGUCAUGAGACACAAAGGAGCCCGUCAUCUCCAGACACACUCCCAUAAAAUGUCCUGGUUUGUUUACAGCUCUGUGGAUGUCUUUGCAGCUUUGCUAGCAGCAGCCCUGCUUGCAACGCUCAUCUGGAUUGCAGUUGUCAGGUUUCUGUGGAGGACGAUUUUCAGUGGAAGAAAAACUAAACUUCACUAAUGUAACAAUAAAAAUGUGGAUUUCUUUGUGAGGAAUAAUAAACAGUGUUUUGAAGCGGAAAA
Molecule: messenger RNA, 1856 nt
Organism: Fundulus heteroclitus (mummichog)
Lineage: Eukaryota; Metazoa; Chordata; Actinopteri; Cyprinodontiformes; Fundulidae
Product: UDP-glucuronosyltransferase 2C1
Exons: 2
Coding region: 193-1794 (533 amino acids)
Molecular function (GO): UDP-glycosyltransferase activity
Source: RefSeq, a predicted model, not a curated record